Molecule: messenger RNA, 2949 nt
Organism: Heterobasidion irregulare TC 32-1
Lineage: Eukaryota; Fungi; Basidiomycota; Agaricomycetes; Russulales; Bondarzewiaceae
Exons: 15
Coding region: 1-2697 (898 amino acids)
Biological process (GO): DNA-templated transcription; regulation of DNA-templated transcription
Molecular function (GO): DNA binding; DNA-binding transcription factor activity, RNA polymerase II-specific; zinc ion binding
Source: RefSeq, a predicted model, not a curated record
AUGUCCUCUCCAGACGAGCGCCCGAGCGGCCCAUCGUCCAGAAAGGCGAGAAAGGAGGCAAAGCGCCAGCAGGCGAAACGGGCGUGCGACCGGUGCAGGCAGCAGAAAGCUCGUUGCAGCGCUUUGGCCGGCCCUGGAAGUCGGUGCUCGAACUGCGAGCUCGCCGACGCGGAGUGCACGUUUUUGUAUGUGAAGAAACAGCGAAUACCAAGGAACUCCCAGGCAUAUGUUAAUCACCUCGAGAAUCGUAUCAAGACCAUCGAGGGAUUUCUGCGGAAGGCGUUGCCCGAUGUGGACAUUCACGAAGGCCUGCUGCUUCCCGAGAGUCGCACCAAUGCGGAAGGCAUGGCUGCCGUGGCUCAACCUGCCUACCCCCAGCUAUCUACCUGUGCUCCCUUGACGCAAGACCGACCCAGCGUGGCGACGACCCCGGAAGAGCCCGAGCCCAGCGACGACGACUAUCAAUACAGAUUACCUGCGCUAGAGGCCAAGCUCCAACACCUUUCCAUCCAGCACUACUACACUGCUUGGUUGGGUAAAUCUAGCGAGGCAAACUUGGUUAAGCAAGCUGUAGAGGCCAGGUCAGAGUACUCGGCGGAGCAGAAAGGGAGCAAUAGUUUCUCAUUCCGACUGAGGGCCGACUUUUGGAAGCCGUUCCCAUGGGAACACGUUGGCCCAGAAGUCAGAUUGAAAAAAUAUGACUUUCCCGCACCUGAUCUUCUUUCAGAUCUCGUAGCACUGUACUUCAAGCACACGAACCUCCUUGCGCCUCUCUUCCACCGUCCCACGUUUGAUCGAUCUGUCGCGGAUGGUUUACAUCAUCAGAACGACGGGUUCGCUCGAGUCUUGCUUCUGGUUUGUGCUGUCGGAGCGAAAUUCUCAGAUGACCCGAGAGUGCUGCUCGAGGGGAUGAGUGACUGGCAUUCCGCAGGGCACAAGUGGUACUCGCAGGUUGAGGUGUCCCCGGUCUGGGGGCAAGGAACGGCGACCUUGUACGAUCUGCAGAUGCACGCUGUUGCGGUCGUGUACCUUUGGGGCUCCCCGACGCAGGCUUGUUGGAUCACGGCUGGUGUGGGGCUUAGAUUGGCUGUGGACGUGGGAGCGCACAGGAAAAGAUUCUACAAGCCGCAGCCUACAGUCCAAGAUGAGCUGUGGAAAAGAGCCUUCUGGGUCCUCCUUUCCAUAGACGUGAUGAUGAGCUUUGUUUUUGGUCGGCCGUGUGCCAUACAGGAAGAAGAAUAUGAUGUCGACCCUCCCAUAGAGUGCGACGACGAGUAUUGGUGUCCAUCGGAUCCCGCGCAGGCUUUCAAGCAGCCACAGGGGAAGCCUUGUGCAGUGACAUUUUUCAUCAUGAUGAUGAAGUUGGCACAAGUCCAGUCUUGUGCGAUUCGAACCAUCUACGCGACGGGAAAAUCAAAAGCAAUGCUUGGCUUCCAAGGGCCGGAAUGGGAACAACGCGUUGUUUCCAAACUUGAUGCCGAACUGAACAAGUGGCUAAACUCUAUCCCCGAGUAUUUGCGUUGGGAGAUUGCACCCGAGGGUGACUACUCGGUGCAGUCCGCGGUCCUAUACUGCGAGUUCUACAUCCUCAAGAUCCUAAUUCACCGGCCGUUUUUCUCUGCCCCCGUACCCCCGACGCCUCUUUCGCUUUCGUCCCUUGCGGUCUGUACUAAUGCGGCAAAGUCAUGUAUACGUGUGAUCACCGUAGCUCGAGAGAAACAGAGCGGGGCGGCAACGCCACCAUUCGCACAGCAUGCGGCAUUUCUUUCGGCGAUUGCUCUGUGGGUUAGCAUCUGUGCCAUGAAGCGCUACGGUUCGUCGAUAGACGCUGCGGAAGAGAUCAAGGUGAUUUAUCCAUGUGUCGAAAUCCUCACGGAGGCGGAGGGGAGAUGGCAUCUUACGGGUAGGCUACGAGACAUCCUGGUUGAUAUCGUUUCCGAUGUGCUGCCAAAAUCCUUCGCCUUAUCGGGGAAAGAGCGAGAGGUAGUCGACAGUGACGCGCUCUCGAGGCAGGCCCCGCUGUUCUUGGGUUCUGGAGCCAAAGUUCCCACUUUUCAAGCGACCACGAUGCAUUCGGGAUCGAAUCCGCCUCAGCAGAAUGGGACAAGGAUGUGGACGGGUUUGACGGUGCCGUCGACCUUCAAGUUCUCUCCUUCCGCAAUUCAGUCUGUCGACAGUGGCCGACAAACUGUCCCCGCCGCCUUCCAGUCCACAGACCUUCUUCUGCCAAACCAAAUGUUCAACAUCGCCGGGCUCCGGCCCGCCCCUUCGCUUCUGACGGCGGGCACCGCAUGGGACGGCCUUGCACCCCCACAGCACUCGCUUCCCACUCCGAUGCACGACUUUGCAAGUCUGGAAACCGAGCUGACAAACGCGCUCACAAUAAGUUCGCUGCCAGUGCCAGGCUCGCUGAGAUUUGCGUCCUCCGAGGCUUACCCUCUGCAUCCCUCCGCCCCUUCUUCCAACAUGGACAUCCUCCAUGCUGCGCCCCUGCCGGGCGAGUACACGUAUCCGGUGCUGGAUCCUUCCACCCUCGGAUCCUGGCCUGGCCCUGGAAUCCAGGGUAUGGUGCCCGUGGAAGGGGAGAUGUCCUCUAUGUGGGACCCUAUGCCGUCCAGUUUCGGGCUGGACGAUUGGGAUAUGUACUUGCAAAAUCACCACCAAGGGCAGGAAGGCCCCGGCGCCCAAGAGCCGUAGAGAACCCCCCCCACGUCGUUCGUCGAAAAGGCAUACUGAUACUGGACCCAAUAUAGAUUUUGGUACAUCGUGUUCUAUUCUAUCCGAUCCCUCAUGUUGUUUGUAGAGUGCGAUAGUCGCUUGGGCGCACGUAGACUGUAAUAUCAUAACCGGUUCGUAUAGACUUGUCCUCUAGACAAUACAGCCAGCUUGAAUGUCGUCGGUAUAGAACUUGGAGGCCAGGGAGAAAUUGUGAAGAACAGCAUCUACCUC